AUGGCAGUGAUGCUGACUGAGAAGAACACACAGAUCGCCACCUUGCAGUGUGAGACGAAAGAGAAAAAUGCGAGCGUCAAAGUGUUGGAAGCUGCUCUGCAAACUGAAAAAGAGCUGGAUGAAAAGCUGAAAAAGCUAGUGGAGAAAUUUGGCACAGAUUCUUGGAGAGUAAUCGCCAACUUUUUUCCUGGAAGGACAGAUGGUCAGUGUAUGCACCACUGGCAGAAUGUACUCAACCCCGAGCUAGUGAAAGGGCCGUGGACAAGGGAGGAGGAUCAGAAGGUGAUCGCCAUGGUGCAUAAGUACGGUCCCAAACGCUGGUCGGUGAUCGCCAAGCACCUCCAGGGCCGCAUCGGCAAGCAGUGCCGCGAGCGUUGGCACAACCACCUCAACCCGGAGGUGAAGAAGACAGCAUGGACACGGGAGGAGGACCGCGUCAUCUACGAGGCCCACAAGCGGCUGGGCAACCGCUGGGCUGAGAUCUCCAAACUACUGCCCGGGAGGACGGACAACUCCGUUAAGAACCACUGGAACGCCACCAUGAGGAGAAAAGUGGAACAUGAGGGCUACCUACAGGACGCACCAACCUGCCCCGACGAUCCCAACAAAGAGCAAAGAAUAAAGGAGCUCAAGCUGCUGCUUAUGUCAGCCGAAGCCGAGAGCGAAGUCCGGCGCAGAGUCCCAAGUGUAAACACAGCGCUCUUCCCAGCAACUGUUGGAUGUUAGCUUGCC
This is a messenger RNA of Corythoichthys intestinalis (scribbled pipefish), 732 nucleotides long. RefSeq names its product transcriptional activator Myb-like. The record is from RefSeq and is a predicted model, not a curated record. The transcript has 6 exons. NCBI's taxonomy places the organism in Eukaryota, Metazoa, Chordata, Actinopteri, Syngnathiformes, Syngnathidae. Gene Ontology annotation, molecular function: RNA polymerase II cis-regulatory region sequence-specific DNA binding; DNA-binding transcription factor activity, RNA polymerase II-specific. Gene Ontology annotation, cellular component: nucleus. The coding region runs from base 1 to 726 and encodes 241 amino acids. Gene Ontology annotation, biological process: regulation of DNA-templated transcription.